UGGACUAUUGCCAAAGCGCGUCCGUCACGAUUCAGUCGCUGGCCUGGAAUGCCUCUUCCCAAGAAACCCCGAGGAUGCCGUUUCCGUCGGCCGCUCGCUUCUGCGUCUGGCAACAUCGGGCUACUACAAGUUUUCGUCCUGUUGUUCGCACCGUUGCUCCGCCUUGGCUUCCUGGGUAACCACCCGUUCUUGGACUAUUGCCAAAGCGCGUCCGUCACGAUUCAGUCGCUGGCCUGGAAUGCCUCUUCCCAAGAAACCCCGAGGAUGCCGUUUCCGUCGGCCGCUCGCUUCUGCGUCUGGCAACAUCGGGCUACUACAAGUGAGGGGCGUCAACAUCGCCUACAAAUAGCGGCACCAGACUCGAGCGCCUUGGGGCACGCCACCGCAACGACAGUGGUCACGAAAAUGCCCUUCUUAAUGCAGGUUUUCGUCCUGUUGUUCGCACCGUUGCUCCGCCUUGGCUUCCUGGGUAACCACCCGUUCUUGGACUAUUGCCAAAGCGCGUCCGUCACGAUUCAGUCGCUGGCCUGGAAUGCCUCUUCCCAAGAAACCCCGAGGAUGCCGUUUCCGUCGGCCGCUCGCUUCUGCGUCUGGCAACAUCGGGCUACUACAAGUGAGGGGCGUCAACAUCGCCUACAAAUAGCGGCACCAGACUCGAGCGCCUUGGGGCACGCCACCGCAACGACAGUGGUCACGAAAAUGCCCUUCUUAAUGCAGGUCAGUUACCUUCCAAACGCGGCCUGCGUGCGUUCUGGAAAUCGCUGUCUUCUUGCGGUGUCGUGCCCCACUUGUGUUAUUGGUACAUGUAGGUUACUGUGUGAAAUGUUGUGGUCUCUUUGUAACAAUGCUCAGGCGGUAAAUAUGCUCCUAUUGAUGUCGGGUGACGUUGAACUAAACCCAGGACCUGUUUCACCACCGUCAAUGGAAACCAUUGCAAAUGCAAUAUCCCGCAUAGAAGCAUCUCAAACCUCGGUCCUGACAGAACUUUCACUAAUACGAACAUCCCAGUCUAGCAUUGAGGCGCUCGUGACCACCCUUUCGACUCGUGUUGACACCCUAGAAAAAAUUGUGCAGUCGACUCAGUCAAACGAAACAGGUCUAAAGGCAGACGUGAAGGACAGUUUUGCCAAACUUUCUGCUGAAAUCAGGGUUCUUACAGAUAAGUGUGAUGAUGCUGAAAAUCGCCUACGUCGUUCUAACCUGCUUUUCUGUGGUAUCCCAGACACAAAAGGCGAGUCUUGGAUUCAGUCCCAGGCAAAAGUGAUAAAAUUUUGCUCUGAAAAUCUCGGUAUCUCCAUACCGGAAGACGACUUGGAGCGUGCACAUCGGCUUGGUCGAUACCAGCAAAACAAAAGUAGACCUAUCAUAGUAAAAUAUGCAAGAUUUAAAGAUAAAUCGAAAAUUCUUGCAGUUGCGUCCAAGCUCAAGGGCACGACUUUUUCAAUUCGCGAAGACUAUUCAGCUAGAGUUCGACAGGCACGAAGGAAACUGUAUGACCAUGGCAUGCUGAGCGGCAAACCCUUCAAGCUGCGCUUUGACAAGUUACUACUUGAAAACAAGCAAUUCUCGUACCAUGCAGAAUCUGAUAGCGUUGUUGAAUUGCAGUCGUAGCAGUCAUUUCUACAUCUCAGGCAUGCGCGUCGCCCACUUCCCCCCCAACCUUGCCUCGCCCCUAUGAAUGAUCCCGUUUGUCAAUGUAUGGCAGUCUUAAUCGCUAAUGUGCGUAGCUACCUGCCUAAGAAAGACGCUGUUGAAUCCCUUCUGAAUGACAACAACACUGACGUUGCAAUAUUUACGGAAUCUUGGCUUCAGCCGCACAUUGCUGACCACGAGCUAUUACAAGACGGCCAAGCGUACGCUGUUCACCGGCUUGACAGGGUGGGGCGGAGGGGGGGCGGAAUAUUGAUUUUUGUUAAAGAAAGUGUUCCUUCUUAUGUCAUCAAAAUGAACUGUCAACACGAAAUUUUCUGUGUGAACAUUUCACUAGCUUCGAAAAUGACUGUGAUUAUUGCUUGUUACCGCGCUCCUAAUUGUGAUGCCUCCUUCAUUUAUGAACUAAAUACAGUUCUAGUACAUCUUUA
Molecule: messenger RNA, 2081 nt
Organism: Rhipicephalus sanguineus (brown dog tick)
Lineage: Eukaryota; Metazoa; Arthropoda; Arachnida; Ixodida; Ixodidae
Exons: 2
Coding region: 49-1611 (520 amino acids)
Biological process (GO): retrotransposition
Cellular component (GO): ribonucleoprotein complex
Molecular function (GO): single-stranded RNA binding
Source: RefSeq, a predicted model, not a curated record